Molecule: messenger RNA, 561 nt
Organism: Phragmites australis (common reed)
Lineage: Eukaryota; Viridiplantae; Streptophyta; Magnoliopsida; Poales; Poaceae
Product: nuclear pore complex protein NUP214-like
Exons: 3
Coding region: 1-561 (186 amino acids)
Biological process (GO): RNA export from nucleus
Molecular function (GO): structural constituent of nuclear pore
Source: RefSeq, a predicted model, not a curated record
AUGUCCAACCUCCUACCGUGCUGCCUCCACCUCCUCCCCUUCUCCGCUGUCACCGCGCCGUUGUCCCGAUUCGCCACCUCCGAGCCAUCGCACGAGCUAGACCUCUCUGACGAGCUCAAGGCCAAGCAGGACAGCACCAUCGACUUUGUCUUCUGCCUCGCCGGCGACACCAUCCCUAUCCUCCCGACCUCCUUCUCCCCACUCCCGCUUUUCGACCUCCGGUCCCCUCCGGCCUGCUCGCUCACCGUCUCUAACCGCCACACUACCGUCUUCCUCGCGCACUCUAAAUGGCUUAUGGCCGUGAGGAAAAAGGAGAUGAUCGAAGCCACUAAGGAGGUGCGGGAGAAGGGCAAUGUGGGCACCCGCUGCGCGCAUGACUACUGCAUCACAGACGUGCCCCUCCUAGGUGUCUCUCUCCUUGUGCUCUCCCGUGACAAGUCCAUGCUAGCUGCCUGCAUAGACAGCGAGAUCCAGUUCUUCUCAUCUGCUUCCCUGCACACUCAUAAGGUUAUCUUAUUUUCUCUAUUUUCAACAAUGUGUGUAUGCUUGAUUUCAGUCUAG